UAAAGUUGAACGAAUUCAUAAAGUGUCCAUCAUCAUGUCGGCCGGUCGAUGGCGACCCUUAAGCAUCAUCAAUCAAUUAAUCAUGCGUCAGAGAACGCACCAUGCAGGCUCGCGGUUCUACUGAGGCUGCUACGGUCUACUCGUAUUCGCACUCGGAAGACUGAAAACGGCAAAGCAAUAAGAACCCAUUUGUCGCAGCUUUUGUGUCGUGUUAGCUCACAUGAGGUCUCUAUCUCUCUACAGAGGUUUGCCGAAGAAGAGGGCACCGUCCUUGCCCAUUUUCUGGCGCACGAUGGGCGCGGUGCCCUCGAAGUCCGAUAACGUCUUCAAUCGGUAACUGGGGACUGACAGACCGAUCACAGAUCCAUCAACCACUCACUCACAACACACACGCAGAGGUAUGCGGGUGUCUGUCUUCACUCACUUCCAGUUGCUUCGGUGGUGAGCAGCUCGAGCGUGAUGCUGUCGCUGAAGUUCUUGGUGACCCUGAGGUGUACGGCAAACCGGUCCGCCACCUGGUCGCCAGCGAAGAUGACCAGCCGGGUCCGGGUGAGGUGGUUCUCCACAUCCACCGUGCGGCACCCGUACACUGAUACAUAAAUACAGCACAACAAACAACCCAACAACACACACGCUUCCACAUGGGUUGGCUUGUGCAGAGCCGAAUGGCUCCCAUGGUAUGUAUCAGCCUGCGUGUGCGCGCACCGUUGUCGCCCUUGAGCAGUGCCUCGGCUCUGGUGAACCUCUCCUUGAGCGAGAGGCUGUCGUCUGUCCAGGUGCACUCGGUGGUGGCGACGCACACACGGGCCUCCUGCCACAAGGGGCGCUGAAACGUAUCCCGCCGGUCGCUCCACUGCUGCAUCCUGAUACACACACAUACAUAACACAGGGAGAGGAAGAGGGCCGCAACAGAAAGGGGGACAUGCAGACGGCGACAUUGCUGCCGGCUGGUGUCACUGUGGACGAACCUGAAGAUGAUGAGUUCGCGGAACGUACGGCCAGUUGUGGAAUAGCAACCUGCAGCCGGAUGGCCACAGGCACAUGCCGGACACACGAGCAAUGACGGAUGUUGUCUGUCGCGAUGCUUACACGUGCUGACGGGGUCGCGGGGGUCCGAUGUUUUGAACGCACUGGUCAGGGAAUCGCGCAGCCUCAAUGAACUGAACACACACACACACACACACACACAUCAGGGGCGUACAGACGACCAACAUUUGCGGUGGGUGCGUAUGUGUGUGCGUACUAUCUUGUGGGCCUGAGCUCUCUGGCUAGUCCUUCCAGCAGCAUCAGGUCGGGACAACACGGCCAGCCAUUCGCCGUUUGCCUCAGGCGAUGUCCGAACAAAGAAUACUGCCGCACGGCCUCACACCGGGACAGAUACGUGGCUGAAUCAAAAACAAACAUACAUACAGACACACAGAUAGAUAUACGUGCGAUGACGAUUUCUUUGUGAGCGGCCAGCCAGCGUGCUCGUUGCUGUAUGAACGCACCUUUUGUGUCGGCUUCCUGCACGUCGAUGGGCGACAGCAUGAGAGGCAGCACUUUCAGCCAGCCGUGGUGAUACGCCAGCAAGAUCAUUGGCCGCACCGCGCCCCAGUCACCGCCAUUCUCAAAGAUGAAGACCAGCCGCAGCAGGUAGUCCACCCUCGGCAAACACGAAAUCCGCCGGCGACGCCUUCGGGUGCGCCGCGACAUGGCAGAGGUUAUGACACGCCGAUGCUCCCUCUCGUACCUGCACACGACAACACACACACAGCCAAUGCAAUGCAUAUCUUCCGGCCCAUCUGGCUUCCAUGUUUAUACGCGAGAACGGACUCCAGGUUGUGUUGUUUGAUGAUCUUGUUGAGGCGGCGAACGAGAAAUGCCUCGUCGAUGAGGCAGCACCCCGCCCGGCCAUCGGAUGUGGACCGCAGGGCCGCGCAGCUCUCUGCCGGCAGAUAUGAGAGAAGAGCAUCUAGGAUCUCUGCAGGCAGGUCCUCCAGAUGCUCCGCUGCAUCCAUUCGCAGUGCCUCCU
Vitrella brassicaformis is the source of this 2014-nucleotide messenger RNA. The record is from the annotation of a GenBank genome assembly. NCBI's taxonomy places the organism in Eukaryota, Vitrellaceae.